Molecule: messenger RNA, 956 nt
Organism: Cynoglossus semilaevis (tongue sole)
Lineage: Eukaryota; Metazoa; Chordata; Actinopteri; Pleuronectiformes; Cynoglossidae
Product: glycine cleavage system H protein, mitochondrial-like
Exons: 5
Coding region: 45-569 (174 amino acids)
Biological process (GO): protein lipoylation; glycine decarboxylation via glycine cleavage system
Cellular component (GO): mitochondrion; glycine cleavage complex; cytoplasm
Source: RefSeq, a predicted model, not a curated record
AGGUUACCGUUGACAGGAAAAAACGUCAUCAUUAGGCGACCAAGAUGGCUGCCAGAGUACUUUUCCGCUCUUUGUCCUCCAAUUUCUCUACCGCUAAACCUUUCUUCAACCACUCGACACGUCUCUCUUUGCGACCGACACCAAAGUUUUAUUUCUGUAGGAAACUGGCAUCUUGUAGGCGGUUAUCCGCAGCGCUUAAAUUCACUGACAAACACGAAUGGGUACGAGUGGAAGACGGUGGAAUUGGGACUGUUGGUAUCAGCAAAUUUGCUCAAGAGGCUCUGGGAGAUGUAGUUUACUGUGAGCUGCCAGAGGUGGGGAAAAAGCUGGCUCAGCAAGAUGAGUUCGGAGCUCUGGAAAGUGUGAAGGCAGCCAGUGAACUGUAUUCCCCUCUGACGGGAGAGGUCGUAGAGGUCAAUGAACAACUGGCAGAAAAACCUGGUCUGAUCAACAAGUCCUGCUACAAAGACGGUUGGCUGAUGAAAAUGACAAUUAAUGACCCUGCUGAGCUGGACACCCUAAUGACUGAGGCAGCAUAUGAGAGAUUUGUCCGCUCCAUGGAGGACUGACCUAACUCCGGGCCAUGAGUCCUGCUUUUCCUCUUUAAAAAAAAAAAACAAUUGGCUGAAUAUGCAUCACAUAAGCAUGUGUUAUUAUCGAUGACAUGCUCCAAUGUGCAGUCACCGCUGCUGUUCCGGACAAUGUUUACUCACCUGCCGUUGUUGUAGAAUAGCGAGUGAGUGUUCGGAUUCCCCAAACCCCUUGUUAAAGACGGGCAUUAGUUGACCUGUCGGUCUGAAGCUAAUAGAAAUUCAGUCUCUGACCACUAGUCUCCAAACAGUACACUCAAAUCCAAGGGAACAUUCACAGGUAUUCUGCAGGGGCACUAACUGAGCUGUUUAUGGAAUUUUGUUGAAUGGUUUUGCUGAAGUGCAGAAAAAGAAAUCUUGAACUUG